This is a messenger RNA of Rosa chinensis, 1847 nucleotides long. RefSeq names its product transcription factor bHLH130. Lineage: Eukaryota; Viridiplantae; Streptophyta; Magnoliopsida; Rosales; Rosaceae. The record is from RefSeq and is a predicted model, not a curated record. The transcript is spliced from 6 exons. Gene Ontology annotation, biological process: regulation of transcription by RNA polymerase II. Gene Ontology annotation, molecular function: protein dimerization activity; DNA-binding transcription factor activity, RNA polymerase II-specific; RNA polymerase II cis-regulatory region sequence-specific DNA binding. Gene Ontology annotation, cellular component: nucleus. The coding region runs from base 463 to 1494 and encodes 343 amino acids.
UGUACUUUUUUUGAUUGGCCCGCAACCGAACUCAACUUUAUUACAACUUUGCCAAGGAGGCGAACAAGAAGAAGAUAAAUAUUGCUUCCCUCUCUCUCUUUCUCUUUGUUCAGCUUCUCAAGAUCUUCCUUGCUUUCGGUGCUUUCAAAAGCCAAUCUUACUCUGCAGUAGUACUCGACCUCUCUUUUUCCCCCUGCUUCCCAAUCACCCUCUCAUUUCCGUACAACACAGACCUCAAGGUUCCAUUUAUUUACGCCCCUGUGACAUUAUCUUCUAGCUAAGGUUGUUGCUUGCCCCUCUCAGUAAGCUUAUGCUUAUGUCAAGCUAAGCCAAGGUUGCUUCUCGUACAAGUUCUUAUCCCACUUUUGUGCUUAAGAACCAAGCUGAACGGAAAGUGAAAGAAGAAAAGGAGAGGACAAAAUUCCCAGAAUAAGCUACGUGAGGUCACCCUGCAGGGUAUGUAUGUAUAAUAGUGCCCCGCCUAUCAAAUCGUGGCAAACAGAGUUGCCGUUAAUGGAUUCAAAUACCCAUCUCAAUCUGGAGCACCAACAGCCCCACCACCAACCCAAUUCUGGGUUGCUCCGAUUUCGCUCUGCUCCGAGCUCAGUGUUCGCUGAGAACAACAACAACGCCGAUUUGGGGGUCCAUAAGGGAACUUUAAUCGAGGGUGGUUCCGACUCCGACAGAUUGUUCUCGAGAUUCGUGAGCUACAGUCACAGUAACGACUCGGAAUCGUGGCCGUCGAGUUUCCAGGAGUUCGAGGACAAAUCUACGGUGACGGAGGCGGCUGUGACGGCGAGUCGUAUGAGCUCACAGCAUCAGCAGCAGGGGUUUCCUGGUCUUCCACCUCAUUAUCCGAGACAGAACUCGUUUGGGAGUGGUAAUGGCUCUUAUGGGUUGGUGGGUUCGGCUGCAGUGGAACAUCACCCGCAAGCCAAGACUGUUACUUCCAAUCUUGUUCGGCAGAGUAGUUCUCCUGCUGGGCUUUUCUCCAACAACACCUCUGUUCAAAAUGGAUUCCCAUUUGGAGCUUGGAAUGAUCCAUCAAAUUUUGCCGAUAAUUUAAGUGGCAUGAGAAGAGACCAAGAUAAUGACCAGAAGUUAUUCUCUGCUACUCAGAAUGGUGAUCUUGGGAACCGGAUUCAUAUAUUAUCCCACCACUUGAGUUUACCAAAAAAUUCAGCAGAAGUUGCCAUGGAAAAGUUCCUCCAACUCCAAGAUUCUGUACCUUGCAAAGUUAGAGCAAAGCGAGGUUGUGCCACUCAUCCUCGAAGCAUUGCAGAAAGGGUGAGAAGAACACGGAUUAGUGAACGAAUGAGGAAGCUACAAGAGCUUGUGCCGAACAUGGACAAGCAAACAAAUACAGCAGACAUGUUGGACUUGGCUGUUGAUUAUAUUAAAGAACUUCAGAAACAGUUCAAGAGUCUUAGCGAUGUUCGAGCCAACUGCAAGUGUUUGAGUAUGCAGAAGCCCGUUCAAAAUCAGAUAGUUUGACGGCCUUUUCUGUACAGGAGACCAGGAAAGUGAUGGAGAAGUAGUGGAUGGAAACAAAAUGUUACACACCUUUUGGUUACGCCAUGAAUAGUAAGUAGAAACUAGUUAAGGAGCUAAAUUAAAAGCAUGAUCAAGAAGUGAUAUAAAAAGGAGCUCUAAGAUAUCGCUGUACCUUCUGGUGGGAUGUGAUGUGGUAGGCUGGUAGAGUUUGCACCACAACAUCUGAGGGGACCAUGUCCUGAUAUAAGUUAACAAGCUAGGGUUCCUAUUACACAGAAUAUGAAUAAAAGACAAAGAAUGUACAGGAUAUGUUCUCCAAUAAUAAUGCAGUCCUUUUGUUGCAGUUAGAUGUA